Molecule: messenger RNA, 945 nt
Organism: Suillus discolor
Lineage: Eukaryota; Fungi; Basidiomycota; Agaricomycetes; Boletales; Suillaceae
Exons: 2
Coding region: 1-945 (314 amino acids)
Source: RefSeq, a predicted model, not a curated record
AUGGCCGAACAAUAUAAGCUGGCCCUUCUGAGAUCAAAUGACCCAACCAUCGACCCAUCGCGAGAUCAUAUUGGCCAAAGGCACUUCCAAGAUUAUAUGUACCCAACCAUUGGCCUUUGUGAGAUCAUAUAUGUAUUACCUUGGGCCGAUAUGCGAUUGGCCCUUCCGAGAUCAAAUGCACAACCGUCGGCCCAUGGCAAGAUCAUAUUGGCCGAACAAUAUCAGCCGGCCCUUCCGAGAUCAUAUACAUAUUACCUUGGGCCAAUGUGCGAUUGGCCGGCCCUUCCGAGAUCAAAUGCACCCAACCGUCGGCCCACGGGGAGAUUUUAUUGGCCGAAUGAGACCAUAUGCACCCUACCGUCGGCCCACGGCGAGAUCAUGUUGGCUGAACAAUAUCAGCUGGCCCUUCCGGGACCAUAUGCACCCUACCGUCGGCCCAUGGCGAGAUCAUAUUGGCCGAGCGAGAUCCAACCGUUGGCCCUUGCGAGAUCAUGUACAUAUUACUUUGGGCUGAAAACAAUUAACGGGCCCUUCCGAGAUGACAUGCAUGGGCCAAAGAAUCACUUGUUGGGCCUAUCUGUUACCCCUUCCACAACAUAUAUGCAGGGCCCAUCCGUCAGGGGCUCCGCCAGCACUUCGAAGGAAACUAUUGUUGUCCAGCGGCUGAAGCGACCGCUUGCCUCUGCUGCUGAAGCUGUGGUGAAGCGUCCUCAUUUGGACGCCGAUACUGAGUUGGACGAGGCACACGCUGAGUCUGCUCGACUUCGCGCUGAGAAUGCCGAGCUUCGCACUCGGAACAACAAGUAUUGGGUCGCUCUGACCAAGAUGCAUCAACAUUCCCAGAUGCAAGAGUCUGAGUUACUCCACAUGAGCAACCAGCUGUAUCUUUUGGCGCAUGAUUGGGGAACUUGGGAGAAGGAGCUCUGCGAAGUCCUAGAGGAGUAG